AUGUUAUCGAAAAGGGUCAGCACGUCAUUAAAGCAUAGCUCUCAGAGUAUGUUGAGAAACCAUGUUGCAUUUAAAUCAUCAUCAAAGGUUGCUAGUGUUUUGCUUACUCGGUCAAUACACAACUCUACAAUAAGCCUUAAACCCAUUAUGAUGUCGCCUAUUGUGAAGUUCCAAUCAUUCCAAAGAUUUGCUUCGACAAAGGUAAAGGUACCGGACAUGGCGGAAUCCAUCACAGAGGGAACAUUAUCUGCAUUCACCAAGGAAGUCGGAGACUAUGUGAAGCAAGAUGAAACCAUUGCAACUAUUGAAACGGAUAAAAUAGAUGUUGAGGUUAACUCGCCUGUUUCUGGUACCAUAAAGAGCUUUUUAGCUGAUGUUGAUUCAACCGUUGAAGUUGGCCAAGAAAUUGCUGAAAUUGAAGAAGGCGAAGCGCCAGCAGGCGGCGAAGCUGCUGCUGCUCCAGAAAAGCCAAAGAAUGAGGAAGAAUCCGCUAAAAAGGAACCUGCUGCUAGAGAGGAAACAGAACCGGUAAAGAAAGACGAAACCCCACCUCCAGCACAACCAAAGAAGGAGCAACCCAAACCUGCUCCUAAGAAAGAAUCCAAGCCAAAACAAGAAUCUUUGACUGCAACUACUCCAUCAUUUACAAACUUUUCUAGAAAUGAAGAACGAGUGAAAAUGAACAGAAUGAGGUUGAGAAUUGCUGAACGUCUUAAAGAAUCUCAAAACACGGCAGCUUCCUUAACCACAUUCAACGAAGUUGACAUGUCGAAUUUACUUGAGAUGAGAAAAUUAUACAAGGAUGAGUUUCUCGAAAAAACCGGUAUAAAGUUGGGAUUCAUGGGUGCUUUCUCGAAAGCUGCAUGCUUAGCUGCAAAAGAAAUUCCUGCAAUCAAUGCAUCAAUUGAAAACAAUGAUACUUUGGUAUUUAAAGACUAUACCGAUAUCUCAAUUGCUGUAGCAACACCCAAGGGUUUGGUGACUCCAAUUGUCAGGAAUGCUGAAUCGAGGUCAAUUUUGGGAAUUGAAAAAGAAAUUGCAGCAUUGGGUAAAAAAGCUCGUGAUGGUAAAUUGACUUUGGAAGAUAUGGCUGGUGGUACUUUUACUAUAUCAAAUGGUGGAGUUUUUGGAUCUCUUUAUGGUACGCCAAUUAUUAACAUGCCACAAACUGCAGUAUUGGGAUUACACGGAGUUAAACAAAGACCAGUUACUGUAAAUGGACAAAUAGUCUCGAGACCAAUGAUGUAUUUGGCUUUGACUUAUGAUCAUAGAGUUUUAGAUGGUAGAGAAGCUGUUAUAUUUUUGAGAACCAUAAAAGAAUUAAUUGAAGAUCCAAGAAAAAUGUUGCUUUUGGAGUAG
Messenger RNA from Lodderomyces oxycetoniae, 1359 nucleotides. It is a transcript of the gene KGD2, whose product is annotated as alpha-ketoglutarate dehydrogenase. Gene Ontology annotation, molecular function: dihydrolipoyllysine-residue succinyltransferase activity. The transcript has a single exon. Lineage: Eukaryota; Fungi; Ascomycota; Pichiomycetes; Serinales; Debaryomycetaceae. Gene Ontology annotation, biological process: tricarboxylic acid cycle. The record is from RefSeq and is a predicted model, not a curated record. Gene Ontology annotation, cellular component: mitochondrion; oxoglutarate dehydrogenase complex. The coding region runs from base 1 to 1359 and encodes 452 amino acids.